Messenger RNA from Polyodon spathula (Mississippi paddlefish), 1303 nucleotides. RefSeq names its product N-acylneuraminate cytidylyltransferase-like. The record is from RefSeq and is a predicted model, not a curated record. The transcript is spliced from 8 exons. The coding region runs from base 16 to 1155 and encodes 379 amino acids. Gene Ontology annotation, molecular function: N-acylneuraminate cytidylyltransferase activity. NCBI's taxonomy places the organism in Eukaryota, Metazoa, Chordata, Actinopteri, Acipenseriformes, Polyodontidae.
UUGAAAAACAUCAAGAUGCUGGCGGGGGUGCCGCUGAUCGGAUGGGUGAUCAGGGCUGCGUUAGAUUCCGGGGUAUUCGACAGCGUGUGGGUCUCAACAGACCAUGCUAAGAUUGCAGAGGUGGCUGAGGAGUUCGGUGCUCAGGUCCAUCGCAGGAGCCCGAAAGUUUCAAAGGACUCCUCGUCUUCCUUAGAUGCCAUCCAGGAGUUUCUGAGGCUGCACAAAGAGGUUGAUAUCACUGGAAACAUUCAAGCCACCUCCCCUUGCCUCCACCCCAACCACCUGCAGGAUGCAACAAGGAAGAUUCGGGAGGACGGCUGCGACUCUGUCUUCUCUGUCGUGAGGCAUCACCAUUUCCGGUGGCAGGAGGUCAAGACAGGAGGUAGUGUGAAUAUCAAACCCCUAAACCUGGACCCUGCCAACAGACCUCGCAGACAGGUCUGGGAUGGGGAGCUCUGUGAGAAUGGCUCCUUCUACUUUGCAACAAGAGAGUUGAUAGAGAAAGGAUAUUUACAGGGUGGUAAAAUGGCCUACUACGAGAUGCUUCCUGAAUUCAGUAUCGAUAUUGAUAUAGACAUCGACUGGCCAGUGGCGGAGCAGAGAGUCCUCAGGUUUGGAUACUUUGGUAAGGACCAGCUGGAGAAGGUGAAGCUGCUUGUGUGCAAUAUUGACGGGUGCCUGACUGACGGGCAGGUGUAUCUGUCUGCUGGGGGAGAGGAGCUGGUGUCCUGGAACAUCAGAGACACCGCAGGGAUCUCCAUGGUUCAGGAGCAGGGAGUGGAGGUCUGUCUCAUCUCAUCCAGAGACUGCCACAUACACAAAGUGCUAGCCAAGAAGACGGACUGCCAAUUAGAACAGAACGCAGCAAACAAAAUGGAAGUUCUAGAGCUUUGGAAAAACAAAAAGAAGCUGUCAUGGGAGCAAGUGGCUUAUAUGGGUAACGAUGAAAGUGACGUGGAGUGCCUGAAGAAGGCUGAGGUGAGUGGGAUCCCCCACAAUGCCUCCUCAGACACUGUGAAAGCCGUGGGGUACACCUGCAGGAACAGCGCUGGACGUGGGGCGGUGUGUGAGUUCACUGACUACAUCCUGCUUCUCAGUGAACAGGCCAGGGCUAAGAGCCAGCAGAAAAAAACACUGAAGAGUGUGUGUAGCUAACACCUGAACAAUCAUACAAAUCUUACCUCUUGCACUGUACCAGUUUUGAAUGUAACAGACCACUUAGCGAGCAUGUAUUUUCAUUUUAAAACUUUCCGUUUUAAACUGGUUGAAAUCAGUUUUGCACUUCCUUCAAAUCUCCCCCACC